AUGAAAGGGUUGUCAAUCCGAGAAAGGCACUUUACUAACAUUAUCUUUCGUUCUCUUCUCAACGUUAUAGCUGAUAGGGGCCACGACAUUGACCUGGGUUACUGGUUUCUUGAGGAAAAUCCGACUUGGCUUGGGCCUCUGUUGGAUGACUCAAUAGGGGUUACCAAGACCCGUAUGAUUAAUACACAAGCCAAUCACGUGGACUUCGAACCAAGCAUGUACACUGAAGAGUGCGCUUUACCAACUGAGCUAGACAGGCUAUACGCUUACUUCAAGUCUCAGGAGGUAUAUUUACACAAAUCUUACCACGACAUCAGAUACAAUCACGUCGAGUUCAAACCCUUGGGGAUGUAUAGCGACACCAAAGUUCAUCUUCACGUAGCCUCUCAAGGCUCAAUCUCUCUCAAUCUCUUUUACAAGCCACCAUUGAAGACCCAUCUGAUAUGCUUGGCUUAUGCACAAGUGAGUGAGGCUGGACACCCAGUGACCUUGCUACAGCCACAGGGUUGA
Molecule: messenger RNA, 510 nt
Organism: Prunus armeniaca (apricot)
Lineage: Eukaryota; Viridiplantae; Streptophyta; Magnoliopsida; Rosales; Rosaceae
Source: the annotation of a GenBank genome assembly